This is a messenger RNA of Hyaena hyaena (striped hyena), 1673 nucleotides long. RefSeq names its product death associated protein 3 (gene DAP3). Gene Ontology annotation, molecular function: structural constituent of ribosome. The transcript has 13 exons. NCBI's taxonomy places the organism in Eukaryota, Metazoa, Chordata, Mammalia, Carnivora, Hyaenidae. The record is from RefSeq and is a predicted model, not a curated record. Bases 174 to 1403 code for a protein of 409 amino acids. Gene Ontology annotation, biological process: apoptotic process. Gene Ontology annotation, cellular component: mitochondrial ribosome; mitochondrial small ribosomal subunit.
CGGGUGGAGGCCGCGGCGGCUGCGCGCUGCGCCGCUUCCUGCCGAGCGGCCCGAGCUCGCCGGCCGGCGGCGGGAGGCGCGCGGCGUGCAGUGCGGCGUCGGCUGGGGGCCGGGGCGCCGCGCGGGCGGGAAGGAGCCGGCGCCGGGGCUGGAGCCCCCGCGAGAUUGCAGCGAUGAUGCUGAGCAGGGUGACGAGGCUGAUCUCCGGGGCCUGGCAGUUGGACCCAGGACGCUUUUUGGACACGGGGUCCCAGGGCUCCCGAAGCCUUGCUGCUCACCCAGGUAACCAGGCCCCAGAUGAUCGCCCCAGAGCGGUUUCCCGCACCAGUGAGAAGGACCCGGCCAGGCACGCGGAGCAGCACGAGGGUCUGCACUACGACAUCCCCCUCCAGGACAUGAGGACGCUGUUCCCCCACAGCCUGCCGCCUCGCUUCUCCAUGCAGGUGAAAACUUUCAGCGAAGCCUGUCUGAUGGUGAGGAAGCCGGCCCUGGAGCUUCUGCGUUACCUGAAAAACACCAAUUUUGCCCACCCCGCUGUGCGAAGUGUCCUUUCCGGUGAUAUUUUCUUUAACCCCAGUGCUUUAGACGGGGAGAAGGGGACAGGAAAAACCCUCAGUCUUUGCCACGUGAUUCAUUUCUGUGCAAAGCAGGACUGGCUCAUCCUACACGUUCCGGAUGCUCACCUCUGGGUGAAGAACUGCCGGGGGCUCCUGCCGUCCACCCACAACCGGCAGCGCCUGGACCAGCCCGUACAGGCUUCCAUCUGGCUGAAGAACUUCAAAACCACCAAUGACCGUUUCUUGAGUCAGAUAAAAGUUCAAGAGAAGUACAUCUGGAACAAGCGGGAGAGCACGGAGAAAGGCAGCCCUCUGGGAGAGGUGGUGGAACAGGGCCUCACGCGGGUGAAGAACGCCACGGACGCCGUCGGGGUUGUGCUCAAGGAGCUCAAGGGGCAGAGCCGUGCGGGCAGGUUCCGCCUCCUGGUGGCGGUGGACGGAGUCAACGCUCUCUGGGGAAGGACCACGCUGAAAAGAGAAGAUAAAAGUUCGGUGGCUGCCGAGGAGCUGGCGCUGGUGCACAACCUGAGGAAGAUGGUGAAGAACGACUGGCAUGGAGGUGCCAUCGUGUUGACUUUGAGCCAGACUGGGUCCCUCUUCAAGCCGCGGACAGCCUAUCUGCCCCAGGAGCUGCUGGGAAAGGAAGGAUUUGACGCCUUGGAUCCCUUCGUUCCCAUCCUGGUUUCCAACUACAGCCGGAAGGAGUUUGAAAGCUGCAUUCAGUACUACCUGGAGAACAGCUGGCUUCAGCACGAGAAAGCUCAUACGGAGGAAGGGAAGCAGCAGCUCCUGUUCCUGAGCAGCGCAAACCCCGGGCAGCUGGAGCGGCUGUGCGCCCACCUCUGAGCCGCGUCCCAGGCGCCUGGACGGCAGCGGACGUUUCCUUCCACGGACCCCGUCGGGCGGGGGCGGGGCGGGGGCUGCACGGCGCAUGCGCAGAGGCCGCUGCGCGCGCGGGCCUGGACGGGACUGUGGUCCCUCCCGCCGACGCGACGGGACCGAGUGGCAGGAAGACGUCCUCGUUCCAGAAACUCGGUUAACGGGGGUGGUUUUCGUAUGUCAAAUAAUUAUGGAUCUUUGCCUUAAAAAUAAAAUCUUUCUUAAAGUUUUGUGUUC